AUGUCUGACAAUUCCCACGUCUCUUUCUACUCCUUCGGCCACUCCUCUGUUGAUGCCNUCGUUUCNGCUUUUCUCUCUNGAAAACGUNCUCUUUUCUCGNCNGAAAACAACAAACCCAUGAGGGAAGACAUCGGUAUCUGUUUGAUGCAAAAGAAUCUAGGGUUAGGGUUUUGGUGGGAAGACGAGGCCUUUACCAAAUCGCAAAAUUCCAAAGAACUGAGCGACGCGGUCGAUUCCAUGAAGAAGCUGUUGAAAGAUGCCAAGGAACUGCGUUCGCUCGAUCAAACCCUAACCACUUGA
This is a messenger RNA of Arabis nemorensis, 300 nucleotides long. Lineage: Eukaryota; Viridiplantae; Streptophyta; Magnoliopsida; Brassicales; Brassicaceae. The record is from the annotation of a GenBank genome assembly.